Saccharomycopsis crataegensis is the source of this 369-nucleotide messenger RNA. RefSeq lists its product as uncharacterized. The record is from RefSeq and is a predicted model, not a curated record. Lineage: Eukaryota; Fungi; Ascomycota; Saccharomycetes; Ascoideales; Saccharomycopsidaceae. Bases 1 to 369 code for a protein of 122 amino acids. The transcript has a single exon.
AUGCUCUUACAACAAGAAAGCAACGACGGCACCCAUACCGACAACACCGGCACCAGCCAAGUUACCGUUGAAACCAGCAGCCAUACCAGAGUAGGUGGUGUUGGAAGAGUUGGCGGAGAUGAUGGAAGCGGUGGUGGAAGAAGAAGCGAUUUCGGAGGUAACGUUGGCGGUGGUGGCAACGGCGGCUUCAGUAGAAGAGGUGAUUGGAACAACAGUGGUUUCAGAAGUGACGAAUUCUGGCAAAGUAACGGAACCAGAGGUGACGAUGGUCUUGUUACCAACGGUGAAGGUGGCAGUCAAAGGACAGUAAGUGGUGUAAGAAGUGUAGGUAGCUUCGACGGUGAUGGUGGUAACGUUAGACAUUUUUAA